This is a messenger RNA of Anthonomus grandis grandis, 741 nucleotides long. It is a transcript of the gene san, whose product is annotated as probable N-acetyltransferase san. Lineage: Eukaryota; Metazoa; Arthropoda; Insecta; Coleoptera; Curculionidae. Gene Ontology annotation, cellular component: NatA complex. The transcript is spliced from 3 exons. The record is from RefSeq and is a predicted model, not a curated record. Bases 161 to 655 code for a protein of 164 amino acids. Gene Ontology annotation, biological process: mitotic sister chromatid cohesion. Gene Ontology annotation, molecular function: acyltransferase activity, transferring groups other than amino-acyl groups.
GUGACUUCUGUCAAAUUUUGGACAUUUUACUUGACGUUUCAUUUUCAUUCAUUCUUUCCUCGAAAUUUCCUAGCUUUUAUACUAAUUUUUUAAAAAUUAAAAAAAAAACUUGAUUUAUGUUAAUUUAGUACCUACAUUUUAUAAGCAAAAAGACUCUACUAUGACCAGGGCAAGCAUUGAAUUGGGCAAUGUAACACCACAUAACAUAAAACAGUUAAAAAAAUUAAACAGCGUCGUUUUCCCAGUAUCUUACAACGAGAAAUUCUACAAGGAUGUCUUAGAAGCCGGUGAACUUGCCAAAUUGGCUUAUUACAAUGAUAUUGUAGUUGGAGCAGUUUGUUGUAGGAUUGACACAGUAGAGAAAUCAAGGAAAUUGUAUAUUAUGACUCUGGGCUGUUUGUACCCAUACAGACGACUUGGUAUUGGCACCUUAAUGGUACAGCAUAUUUUAAACUAUGUGGAAGAAGAUGGAAAUUUUGACAGCAUAUUCUUGCAUGUUCAAGUAAACAACAAGGUGGCCAUAGAUUUCUACAAAAAAUUUGGCUUUGAAAUAGUGGAGACCAAAGAACAUUACUAUAAAAGAAUAGAACCUGCUGAUGCGCAUGUUCUGCAAAAAACACUUAGGAAACCACAACUGAAUGGAAGCAUAGAAUAAAGUGUUAAGUUUAUUAUUAUUUAUUUUUUAUAUGGUUUUGUUUUUAAUGCCUCAUUCAUGUAAUAAAAUAUCUUCUUUCAAGUACA